AUGGGUCGAAUCCCUUUUGUGACAAGCCCCUUGUCCAAGAGCAGCACGCGGCAGAGUUCAACGUCUGAUGGUGAGCUCGGCCUGGACACACACGAUGAGAUCUUGUUCGAGAACCCUCAGUUCGAACACUAUGAGGCUACCUCCAACAUCCAGUUGUUUUUCGACUUGUUUUUCGUGGCCAAUUUGACCUCCUUUGUGACUGCCCGCGAUGUGAACAGCAGUAAGAUGCUGGCGUCCUAUGUCGGCUUCAUCAGUAUCUUGUGGUUCACCUGGUGCCAUGUCAGUCUGUACGACGUCCGGUUUGCCACGGACAGCAUCUUCGAGCGUGUGGCCCACGCGUGCCAUUUCGGCGUGAUGAUGGGGCUGGCCGUCAUCGGCUCCAACUUCCUGAGGCAGGACGCCAGGGGCCCCAUGCAGCAGCUGUCGCUGAUCCUCAUGCAUUACCGCAAGACUCGCGUGCCAUUGUUGAUCAUUUUGGUCUCGCUGCUGGCCGCUGCAGCUGUUUUCUUGGUGGGUAUCAACGUGGCCGUGGCCGCGGUUUGGCCGGCGCUCUCGCUUGAGAAGACCCAUCUCGUGGAGAGAAUGACCUGCUUGACUUUGAUUAUCCAUGAUCGGGAAGCUGGACCGCGGUUCUUCCCCCAGGACAUUGGAAUUCUCAUAUCAUCCGUGCUGAUUAUUUACCUGACUUACCAACUGUACUUCGACAACAUCAGCAGCGUCGAGGCACUGGGUCCGAUCAGCCAGCACCUGGAUCAACCAAAUCUUCAUCUGGGCACACCUCUGGGCCGGGAUCAGCCAGCUUUCAAUCCCCUGAUGAGCGGGAUCAACAGCAAUGCCCCGGUCGACGAACUCAGGGACAUGCUCGGGGAGGCGUUGGACGACGUCCUGAACCGCUUCACCACCUACAUGGAUCAAUUUCACACCAUCGAAAGCGCCUACAACGCGACCAUCGCGCUGCCCCCUAACGCGACGGGGACGGAGUUCAUCGAGAAGGCGUGGCCGGCCAUCAUGGAGACGGUGACCAUCAUCGUGCACAACUUCGGGAGGAAUAUCCCCAAGGAAGUGGCGGCCAAGGCGAAUCUCACGUUCCAGGAGGCGACAGACGCGGUCAUGAAGGUCUUUGAUCUUACUUUUGGAUACUUCUGCAUCUGCACGGGUCUCUUCUUGAUCUUCACCAUGGUCUUCGCAAUCCUAUCGCUUCCCCGUGAUCCUCAUCAUUUCCGCAUGUGCCGCGUCAGCACGGGGACCAUCGCGCUCGUGGGGCUGGGCCUGGCGCUGCUCAGUCUUAUGAACAUCUCCGGAAAGAGCCAGGCAGUAGGCCAAUCGCCGUGGGUACUUCCAGCGCUGGCGCUGAUCAUGCUCUUCUUGCUCGCGUUGCAUCAUUUUGCCCAAGGAGGCUAUAUCGCUUCUAUACGGCACCACUGACAUAAUACCUAAUAUAAAGACUGUACUAUAGAUGCUUGCUUUUGGUUUCUCAAGGAAAAGCGAUCGUUCAUGGUUUUUAUCUUCCAUUCCGAGUGCCAAUGCUAUCCUAGACACUAGCGUAAAGAAGGAAAGGAUUGAGCAUAGUAUGUUUUGAUAUUGAUUUAUCGAGUCGACAUAGAG
Aspergillus brunneoviolaceus CBS 621.78 is the source of this 1605-nucleotide messenger RNA. RefSeq lists its product as uncharacterized. The transcript is spliced from 10 exons. Lineage: Eukaryota; Fungi; Ascomycota; Eurotiomycetes; Eurotiales; Aspergillaceae. The coding region runs from base 1 to 1425 and encodes 474 amino acids. The record is from RefSeq and is a predicted model, not a curated record.